AUGUCUCGCCAGAAGCAACAUGCCAAAAUCCAGCCCCCCGACCCGGGCAAGAAGGUUAGGCUCCGGGCCAAGAAGGCUCCUCAAUCUGGGAAGCCUCACCGAUCGACACCCUACGCGCGUCCUGCGCCGGCUCCUCAAACCCCCGCUCGAGUGACUCGUCCUGUGCGGAAGACUAAGACAGCUGCUCGCUAUCAUUCCACUGACGACGAUAGCUCUGACGGAUUAUACGCUACCACCAACAAUGAUAACGACUUACCCAACUCCUCGUCAGACGACUCGGUAGUUGCGCUCGAUGUCGAUGAUGACGAGGUUGCCAGUAUCCAGUCCCAGGCAAAUCGUUACAAUGCUACAUCUUCGCGUCAGACCACGGCCCAGAUACGCCCCCGAUCCUCCGCUUUCGAUCGCCAAACAGCAACGACUAGUCCAUUCAGACCUACCGCAGCAACCCAAGUCCGCCUGCAAAUUCCAGCCAUUCACAGAAACGAGAAGAUCACGACUACCUCGAGCCGCGACUAUGCCGCUGUGACAUUUCUGGUUCGGAACGGCCCGGUAAACGACUUGCUCAUUGAACGCGGCAAAAGGUUGCUGCAGGAGUUGUUUUCUGGCUGCGACAUUGAUCCCACCACCACGAGCAUGGUCAGCCUCGACGACUGA
This is a messenger RNA of Colletotrichum gloeosporioides, 654 nucleotides long. RefSeq lists its product as uncharacterized. NCBI's taxonomy places the organism in Eukaryota, Fungi, Ascomycota, Sordariomycetes, Glomerellales, Glomerellaceae. The transcript is spliced from 2 exons. The record is from RefSeq and is a predicted model, not a curated record. The coding region runs from base 1 to 654 and encodes 217 amino acids.